This is a messenger RNA of Prorocentrum cordatum, 511 nucleotides long. The record is from the annotation of a GenBank genome assembly. NCBI's taxonomy places the organism in Eukaryota, Dinophyceae, Prorocentrales, Prorocentraceae.
AUGCCGAGAGUCAGGCGCUUCCGCGGGCUGCGGUCGCCCUUCCGCGGGGCCACCCGCACGGUCAACACGGGGGACCUGCCCGCGGCGAUGCGCGGUGGAGGCGUCGUUGGCAUCGCAGGUCAUCGCGACUGGGUCACCUGCCGCGGUUUCGCGGUCGACCCUGGGACCUUGGGCAAGAGGACCCUGAAGUAUUUGAUUGAGCAGGACACCCAGAGAGGGUUGACGGGCAAGGUUGACGGGCUUUCUGCUGGGCCCCUCCUCCAGCCGAUGGUCAAGCAGCUCCAGUCUCUCAGAGCGCCUGGCCGAGGGGUAGAAGCCGCGUUGGUCGCUGGAGUUGCGCCAGGGGGCUACGCCACGCAGCGCUGUCUUUUUGAGGACAGCCGCGCCCUCAGCCCUUUGCGCAGGUGGUGCGGGGCCUUCACUGGCGCGCCCAAGCGCGGAUUUGUCGGCUGCGACGGCAGCAAGCUCGCGCGGGAAAGCCUCGACAUUGGAGAUGUCCUGGGGCUCGGGG